Messenger RNA from Drosophila innubila, 4142 nucleotides. RefSeq names its product transient receptor potential protein (gene trp). Gene Ontology annotation, molecular function: inositol 1,4,5 trisphosphate binding; store-operated calcium channel activity; protein binding. Lineage: Eukaryota; Metazoa; Arthropoda; Insecta; Diptera; Drosophilidae. Gene Ontology annotation, biological process: calcium ion transmembrane transport; regulation of cytosolic calcium ion concentration; manganese ion transport. Gene Ontology annotation, cellular component: membrane; cation channel complex. The record is from RefSeq and is a predicted model, not a curated record. The transcript has 14 exons. Bases 335 to 4030 code for a protein of 1231 amino acids.
CGAUUAGCAUAGGGCCCUGAGGGGCCCAUUGACUUGUUUUGCAUACGCAUUGACCGACUUUUAGCCAGACACUAAUGUAAUUAGCGCCAUAUACCAAGUCGUACUGGCCAUUUGGCUAGCAGUUCAACGUGGCUAAUUAACGACUCAACAUCGCGGCAUUCCAAGGAAUACAGUGUUCAAAAGGAUAAGGAAAAGAAAAGGAUUAGGUCAAUUGCCUUGCCAAUGGUGCAAGGAUAUUCGGUGCAGUGCAGUGAUAGAGAAAAAGAAAUGUGAAAACUUCUUCAAUCUUUUAUCUUUGAUUUUGCUUUGAUUUUGUGCUAACAAAGGCCUCAUCAUGACUGAUACAAUGACUGAUGCCGAAAAGGCGGCUGGAUCUCGCCUGGAUUACGAUCUAAUGAUGGCCGAGGAGUAUAUACUGAGCGAAGUUGAGAAGAACUUUAUCUUAGCCUGCGAGCGUGGUGAUUUGCCAGGUGUCAAGAAAAUCCUUGAGGAGUACACUGAAACACCCUCUGAUAAGUUCAACAUUAACUGCACAGAUCCCAUGAAUCGAUCUUGCCUCAUUUCGGCCAUUGAGAAUGAGAACUUCGAUUUAAUGGUUAUACUGCUUGAGAACAAUAUUGAAGUUGGAGAUGCCCUAUUGCAUGCCAUAUCUGAGGAGUAUGUGGAGGCUGUGGAGGAGCUGCUGCAGUGGGAGGAAACCCAUCACAAGGAAGGAGAUCCCUAUAGCUGGGAAUCUGUGGAUCGAUCGAAAUCUACCUUUACCACGGACAUAACGCCACUGAUUCUGGCUGCACAUCGCAACAAUUAUGAGAUACUUAAAAUCCUGCUGGACCGUGGUGCAACACUGCCCAUGCCGCACGACGUCAAGUGCGGCUGUGAUGAGUGUGUGACAUCUCAGACCAGCGAUUCUCUGCGUCAUUCCCAAUCACGUAUUAACGCUUAUCGGGCACUCUCGGCCAGUUCCCUUAUAGCCCUCAGUUCACGUGAUCCUGUGCUGACCGCAUUUCAACUGUCCUGGGAACUGAAGCGUCUGCAGGCCAUGGAAUCGGAGUUUCGUGCAGAGUACACGGAAAUGCGUCAAGCAGUGCAGAAUUUUGUGACAGCAUUAUUGGAUCACGCUCGCACCUCUAUGGAACUGGAAGUGAUGCUCAACUAUAAUCACGAACCAUCGCAUGAGAUUUGGAGUCCGGGCCAUCGUCAGACUCUAGAACGUCUUAAGCUCGCCAUUCGCUAUAAACAAAAAACGUUUGUAGCUCAUCCGAAUGUGCAGCAACUGUUGGCUGCCAUUUGGUAUGAGGGUUUGCCUGGUUUUCGACGCAAACAAGCCUCGCAGCAGCUUUUGGAUGUUAUCAAACUGGGUUGCAGUUUUCCCAUCUACAGUUUAAAGUAUAUUCUGGCCCCGGAAUCCGAUGGUGCCAAGUUCAUGCGCAAGCCCUUUGUCAAGUUCAUCACACACUCCUGUUCCUACAUGUUCUUCCUGAUGCUUUUGGGUGCUGCAUCGUUGCGAGUGGUGCAAAUUACAUUUGAGUUGUUGGCUUUUCCAUGGAUGUUGUCUAUGUUGGAUGAUUGGCGGAAACACGAACGUGGCUCACUGCCUGGCCCUAUUGAGCUGGCUAUCAUUAUGUAUAUAGCCGCGCUGAUUUUUGAGGAACUCAAGUCUUUAUACUCCGAUGGCUUAUUUGAGUACAUUAUGGAUCUAUGGAAUAUUGUGGAUUACAUAUCGAAUAUGUUCUAUGUGACUUGGAUUCUCUGUAGAGCCACAGCUUGGGUCAUAGUGCAUCGGGACCUGUGGUUCAGAGGGAUUGAUCCGUACUUCCCACGCGAGCAUUGGCAUCCCUUUGAUCCCAUGUUACUCUCAGAGGGCGCUUUCGCUGCAGGCAUGGUCUUCUCCUAUUUGAAGCUCGUUCACAUCUUCUCGAUCAAUCCGCAUUUGGGACCAUUGCAAGUUUCGCUGGGACGCAUGAUUAUCGAUAUCAUCAAGUUCUUCUUUAUCUAUACUCUGGUGCUGUUUGCCUUUGGCUGUGGCUUGAAUCAGUUACUUUGGUAUUAUGCAGAGUUGGAGAAAAACAAAUGCUACCACUUGCAUCCCGAUGUGGCGGACUUUGAUGACCAGGAAAAAGCCUGCACCAUCUGGCGUCGUUUCUCCAAUUUGUUUGAGACUUCGCAGUCGCUGUUUUGGGCCUCCUUUGGUCUCGUGGACUUGGUCUCCUUUGACUUGGCUGGCAUCAAGAGCUUCACUCGUUUCUGGGCGCUUCUGAUGUUUGGAUCGUACUCAGUAAUAAAUAUUAUUGUAUUGCUCAACAUGUUGAUUGCCAUGAUGUCCAAUUCGUACCAAAUUAUUUCGGAGCGAGCUGACACUGAGUGGAAAUUUGCACGCUCACAGCUGUGGAUGAGUUACUUUGAGGAUGGAGGCACCGUGCCACCACCCUUCAAUCUCUGCCCCAAUAUGAAAAUGUUGCGAAAGACUCUUGGUCGCAAGCGACCUUCUCGAACCAAGAGUUUUAUGCGCAAGUCCAUGGACAGGGCACAGACGCUACAUGACAAAGUGAUGAAGCUGCUGGUUCGACGUUAUAUUACCGCCGAGCAGAGACGUCGUGACGAUUACGGCAUCACCGAGGAUGAUAUCAUUGAGGUACGCCAGGAUAUUAGCUCCCUGCGAUUCGAGCUGCUGGAGAUUUUUACCAAUAACAGCUGGGAUGUGCCCGACAUUGAGAGGAAGACACAAGCUGCCGCCCGCACCACCAAGGGCAAGGUUAUGGAACGUCGUAUUAUGAAGGACUUUCAGAUCGGUUUUGUGGAGAAUCUGAAACAGGAAAUGAAUGAGAGCGAGAGUGGACGCGAUAUCUUCUCCUCUCUGGCCAAGGUUAUUGGCAGAAAGAAAACGCAAAAAGGUGAUAAGGACUGGAAUGCCAUUGCCAGAAAGAACACUUUUGCUGCCGAUCCAAUUGGCUCGAAGCGCUCUUCCAUGCAGCGUCAUAGCCAGCGCAGCUUGAGGCGCAAGAUUAUCGAGACGGCGAACGAGGGACUCCAGAUGGACCAAAGGCAACUGAUUGAAUUCAAUCCGAACUUGGGCGAUGUUACGAGAGCCACGCGAGUCGCCUAUGUGAAGUUCAUGCGCAAGAAGAUGGCAGCCGAUGAAGUGUCCACAGGUGAGGACGAGGAGAAACCCAAGGACGAGGAGGGGAAGAAGUUAGAUACCAGUGGCUCCAAAAAAGCAGCUUCUGGCUCAAUGUUGGCAGCUGCCGCUUUGCGAGCUUCCGUUAAGAACGUUGACGAGAAAGAUACGAUGAGAAAGACGACAGAUGAUAAGAAUUCAAGUGACAAAAAGCCAAGUGACAAUAAUAAACCAGUAGCUGGUAAACCAGGUGAACAAAAACCAAUGCCACCUGCCAGUAAACCAUCUUCCACCACAUCAAAUGGCGCCAAGUCCAACGACCAACAGAAACCCAACGAUGCAGCUAAGCCCAAUGCACCUGCUCCGCCUUCCAAGCCAACUGAUGUUAAGCCAGCAGCUCCCAAGGCAAAUGAAACUAAGCCACAAGCUGCUGCCAAGAAGGAGGAAGCGGCUAAGACGGAGGCAGCCAAGCCAGCAACGGCAUCUGGAGCAACUGCAAAGAGUGCAGCACCUUCGGCUCCUGCAGAUGCAAAGCCGGACACCAACACCAAAACAACAGCCUCCGCAACGCCCAGCGGCACCAAGGCGGCAAAUGAAUCCAGCGGAGGGGCUAAUCAGCCAGCCAAGCCGGAUGAUAAGAAAACUGGACAGGAACAGAAGGGUACAGAUGAUAAGAAGCCGGGCGAAUCCAAGCCCAAGGAAGAGGCUGCCAAGUCAGCCUCCGAUGCAAAGUCUCCCAGUGAUGCCAAGACAGGUGACAAAAAAGCUGAUGAUGACAAGAAACCAGGAGAUGAUAAGAAAGCGGCUCCAGCCCCACUCAAACCCGCCAUCAAGGUGGGUCAAAGCAGCGCUGCAGCUGGUGGUGAUCGAGGCAAGUCUACAGUCACAGGACGCAUGAUCUCUGGAUGGCUGUAGGCAAAUUUAAGGAUUAUUUAUCAAUAGAUAUUAUAAUCAUAGAAGAUAAACGUAUGUAAGUUAUUAAAAUCUGUGUGACCAAUAAAAGCGAAUGUUAAACAAGUUUCAUUUG